Molecule: messenger RNA, 940 nt
Organism: Lontra canadensis (Northern American river otter)
Lineage: Eukaryota; Metazoa; Chordata; Mammalia; Carnivora; Mustelidae
Gene: KPLCE
Product: chromosome unknown C1orf68 homolog
Exons: 2
Coding region: 66-812 (248 amino acids)
Source: RefSeq, a predicted model, not a curated record
UCAGAUCCUUGGCCUCUCCCCGUCUUGCUCCGUCAGCGAAGAAGAUUUUACAAAACCACAGGAAGAUGUGUGAUCAGCAGAAGCAGCAACAGUUCCCCCCAUCUUGUGUGAAAGGUUCUGGAUUGGGAGCUGUGCAGAGUACCAAAGGUACCUCUGUGAAAUGCCCAGCUCCAUCCCAGACCCAAACCUAUGUGAAAUGUGUAACUCCUUGCCAGACUCAGACCUAUGUAAAAUGCCCAUCUCCAUGCCCAACUCAGACCUAUGUGAAAUGUGUAACUCCUUGCCAGACUCAGACCUAUGUUAAAGGCCCACCUCCAUGCCCGACUCAGACCUAUGUGAAAUGUAUAACUCCUUGCCAGACUCAGACCUAUGUGAAAUGCCCAGCUCCUUGUCAGACGUACAUGAAGUGCCCAGCUCUGUGCCAGACAACCUAUGUGAAGUGCCCAACUCCCUGCCAGACCCAGACUUGCUAUGGUCAGGGCCCUUCUCCUGGCCAGACCUACUAUAUUCAGGCUCCUGCAAGUAGCUUGACCACCUCAUGCGGUGCACCUGAUCCAUGCUCUGCACCCUGUUCCACCAGCUACUGCUGCCUGGCUCCCCGGACCUUCGGGGUGAGUCCCCUGAGACGCUGGGUCCAAAGGCCCCAAGACUGCAACUCAGGAUCAUCUGGCUGCUGCGAAGAUUCUGGGUGCUGCAGCUGUGGGGGCUGCAGUUGUGGUGGCUGUGGCUCUGGGUGCUGCUGCUUGGGAAUUAUCCCCAUGAGGUCCCGAGGUCCUGCAUGCUGUGAUCGUGAUGAUGACUGCUGUUGUUAAAUACAAAACAGCCUUGCUCCACCUUCUGGAACAUUCACCAGCCUCUGGCCCCACUUCCCUAUAUUCCCAAUGAUGUAGAAUCUCAUUGCUUCACUGUGUACUUUGCUUCUCUAUGAAGGCAACCUGCU